Plasmodium adleri (nom. inval.) is the source of this 3162-nucleotide messenger RNA. RefSeq names its product conserved Plasmodium protein, unknown function. The transcript has a single exon. The record is from RefSeq and is a predicted model, not a curated record. NCBI's taxonomy places the organism in Eukaryota, Apicomplexa, Aconoidasida, Haemosporida, Plasmodiidae. Bases 1 to 3162 code for a protein of 1053 amino acids.
AUGAGUAAUAUAUCAGAUAAGAACAUAUUGAAAUAUCAGGAGAAGUAUGAAGAAAGAAAAAAGAAAACAGAUAAAGAAAAAAAAAACAGUAAUUAUAUUAUAAAUGAUAUAAAUGAGGAAGGUGAUAGCUAUGAGGAUAAUUAUUCAAGAGGAAAAACACAAUCAUAUAGAAGUUACGAAUAUAAAUUAGAACAUAUAGCAAAAAAAAAAGAAGAAUAUGAUAAUAAUACAUAUUGGAAAAAAAAAAAAUAUAGGGAAUAUUCCCAAGAUAAAAAAUAUAACGAGGAAUAUUAUAAUAAGGAUUCAUCCUAUAGUUAUAAAAGAAAAUAUGCAGAAAAAAGAAAUGAACCCAACACAUCUGAUUAUUAUGAUAACCAUUCUGAGUCUUCAAUGGAGAGAGUUAAUUUAAAUGAUGACGAAGAAUAUUAUGAUAAAGAUUAUUUUUUGGAAAGAGGAGAUGGUUAUAAGAAUUCUAGAAAAUAUAAAUUCAAUGAAAAGAAAUAUUCACAAUAUGAUAAUGAAAGGAUGAAAAAAUAUUCCAGUUAUGAUGAUAAAGUAUUCAAUAUGCAUCUAUAUAAUAAGAAAAAGUUUACGUAUCACAAUGAUAUGAAUAAAUAUGAUUAUAUGAACAAAACAUCUGUGGAAGGUAAAUAUAAAAAUGAUGUUUCAGAUUAUUAUAAGAAACGAUAUAAUAAUGAUUUUGAAGAUUAUAAAAAAGACAAUUUUUAUAGAAAAAGAAAAAUUAGUCCAAGUAUUAUAACAAACAGGGAUGAUAAUAAUAUGGAUAAGAAUUAUAUUAUGAGUAGUAGAAAGGAAUAUAUAUCAUAUGAAUCCUCAAUAAAAAGAAGACGUUCCAAUAAUAAUAGUGUUAUAUCACAUUAUGAAUAUGAUACACAGUAUGAGAAAAAGUUAACAAAGGUUGAUGAUAAUGAUAAAAACAAUAUAAGUUAUAAAAAAGAAAAUAAAAGUGAUAAUGCAAACAGUGUAUAUAAUGUUAUGGGAGAUAAAAAUUUAGAAAUACUAUCCAAUCAGAGUAUUAAAGAAGAAUAUAAAAAAGAAGAAAUGUCUUCAUUACAUGAAACAGAAAAUAGAAAUGAAAGAAAAGAUAAUUAUGAAAAGGAACAUAAAUAUUUAUUAACAAGUGGGAAUAUAAAAAAACAUUCAUUCAAAGAAGAAUAUAAAGAAAAUUCUUCUAAAAGAAAAUCUUACAGUGUAAAUAAAUUAUCAAGGAAAAGUUCUUCUAAAAUAUAUAAUAGGGAGAACAAAGAAUAUGAAAAAGAAAAGGAAAUAUUUGAUCAUAGAAAUUAUUAUAGAUAUAAAAGUAAUUACCAUGAUGAAUAUGAUAAAUAUGAAAAAUUUAAUUAUAGAGGAAAGGACAACGAAAGAGAUUAUGAAUUAUAUGAUGAGGAUUAUAAAUCAUAUAAAAAUAGAAAACAUUAUGAUGAUAAAUAUGGUUAUUAUAAAAAGGAUGAUUAUUAUAAUAAGGGUGAUCAUUAUAAUAAGGAUGGUUAUUAUAAUAAGGAUGAUUAUUAUAAAAAGGAUGAUUAUUAUAAAAAGGAUGAUCAUUAUAAAAAGGAUGAUUAUUAUAAAAAGGAUGAUUAUUAUAAAAAGGAUGAUCAUUAUAAAAAAGAUGAUCAUUAUAAUAAGGAUGAUUAUUAUAAUAAGGAUGAUUAUCAUCAUAAAGAUGACUAUCAUCAUAAAGAAGACUAUCAUCAUAAAGAAGACUAUCAUCAUAAAAAUGUAUAUCAUUAUAAUGACAAAGAUGAAUAUUAUAGUUACCAUUCUUCAGACGACGAAUCUGAUGAAAUAGAAAAUAAAAAAAUUGAAUAUGUUCAAGUGAAUAAUAAAAUUAUUAUAAAUUUAGAUGAAGAUACAAAUUAUCAAUACUGGAUAGAUAGUAAUACAAGUAGUGAUUAUAAUAAUAAUAAUAAUUCAAAUGCUGAAAAGUAUAUUUGUUUAAAAUUUCUAGAUUCUAAUGUUAGAAAAUUUGUUUUAAAUAACCAAGUUGAUAAUAAAAAAGUAGAAUAUAAUUCGACCAAUAAUAUGGAUAGUAUAACUGGAAAGAAUGAAAAACAUAUACAUGACAACAACAAUAAUAAUAAUAAUAAUAAUAAUGAUAAUAAUAUAAUAGAUGAUAAUUCGUUGUCUUUAAUUAAAAAAGGUCAUGAUAGUGCAUAUGAUAAGGAAGAGAAGGAUGUUAGAGAAAAAAAGCUUCGAAUAGAUGACAGAAAUAUAUAUAAAUAUAUAAAUAAAAAUGAAAAAAGCUAUUUAUACAAAGAAUGGGAUGAAAAAAUAUUAUUAGAUGAAGGUCAUUCUGAAAAAUAUAAAAAUUUAAAUGAGACGAUUGAGACAAAGGAUAAUCAUGAACAUCUUGAAAACUUGUAUGAACAUAAAAUAAAAAAUUCGGAAAUAAAUUUGAAAAAAAAAAAAUAUCCUAGUAAUAAUUAUAUUACAAAUAAUAAUAAUAAUUCUAUAAAUGAUAAGGAAUCAAAAUGUGAUGAAAAUAAUAUAUCAAAUGAUACAUUUGAUAUAUAUAUGAAGGAUACAAAAAAAGAGACUGUUGUUCAAGAUGAAUCAAAGGAUGAUAAUAGUAUUCAUUUAUCUAAUAAUAAUAAUAACCAAUAUAUAAAAAAUAAAAAUCUUAAUAGCCAAAGUGUUGUUGAUUAUGAUGAUUAUAUGGAAAAUCAUAAUAAAUAUGAUGAAAGAGAAAAAAGUAUGUUAAGUGAUAAAACAAAAGAAAUAAAUGAAACAUAUAUACAUUCAUUAGAUAAUAAUAAUAAUAAAAAUAAAAAAAAUGAUUUUGAUAAUAAUGAAGAUGUUAAUAUGGAUUGUGUAAAUAAGUUAAAUGCUUUUCCUGAUUAUAUAAAUAAUAUAAUAAAUAAUAUGAGUAGUACAUAUAAGGUGAAUGAAAAUAUUGAUAUAUUAAAUUUGAAAGAAAGGAAAUCAUUUCGUAUACCUAAAUUUUUUCAUUUUAUAGAUAAUGUAACUAAUACACAAAGUUUCUUAAAUUACUUACAAAAAAGAAAAGAAGCAAGUCGAAAAUGGAAAGUAAUAGCAAGAAAUAUUCUUCAUAAGGAAAUGCAGCUUUUAUUAGAAACAAUACAUUAUGAUAAAUAUGACAAUAAAAUAGAUUUCAUAAUUAAUUCCCUUAAAUCGGACUAA